Molecule: messenger RNA, 9636 nt
Organism: Fusarium venenatum
Lineage: Eukaryota; Fungi; Ascomycota; Sordariomycetes; Hypocreales; Nectriaceae
Biological process (GO): late endosome to vacuole transport; protein targeting to vacuole; mitochondrion organization
Cellular component (GO): extrinsic component of membrane
Source: RefSeq, a predicted model, not a curated record
AUGCUCGAAGGCCUCGUUGCUGGCCUGCUUAACCGCUUCCUGGGCAUGUACGUCAAGAACUUUGACCCUGCCCAGCUCAAAGUCGGUAUCUGGUCUGGCGAUGUCAAGCUACGCAACCUCGAGCUGCGCCGUGAGGCUCUCGACCAGCUCAAGCUUCCCAUCAAUGUUAUGGAAGGCCACCUUGGCGAGCUGACUCUAGUCAUCCCCUGGUCCAACCUGCGCGGCGCUCCUGUCAAGGUCUUCAUCCAAGAUGUCUUUCUGCUCGCCAGCCCUAAGGAGGAGGCCGAAUACGAUCAAGAUGAGGAGGACCGCAGGAAACAGCGUCUCAAGAUGGAGAAGCUGGAUAGUGCCGAGUUGCUCAAGGAGAGGAACCAGGAAGGUCUAAGCCAGGAGGAGCAGAAGAAAAGCCAGAGUUUCACACAAAGUCUGGUAACAAAGAUCGUCGACAAUGUACAAGUCACGGUCAAGAACAUACAUAUCCGAUAUGAGGACUCCAUCUCGGCGCCAGGACACCCAUUCGCUCUUGGUGUUACCCUCGAGGAGUUCAGUGCUGUCAGUACCGAUGGCGAGUGGAAGCCCGUCUUCAUUCAGGACUCAAACACCGUCACUCACAAGCUGGCAACCCUCGGCGCUUUAGCUGUGUACUGGAAUACCGAUUCAGAUCUUCUCGGAACCGGUCGUGAAGCGUCAGCCUCAUCCGAGGGAGUAAUGUCACACGAUGAGAUGGUCGCCAGGUUUAGAGAGAUGAUUGGCAAGGAUGCACAAAAGGACUCCAACCACCAGUUCAUACUGAAGCCUGUCAACGGUCAAGCCAAGAUCGAGCUAGACAAGUCGGGUGACAUCAUGGUUCCCAAGUUCAAAGCCAACCUACUAUUCGAAGAGAUUGGUGUUGUCCUCGACGACGAUCAGUACCGCGAUGCCUUGAUGAUGGUCGAUCUAUUCCACUACUUCAUCCGACAUCAAGAAUACAAGAGAUUGCAACCAAAGGGUGUCCGACCCAAGGAAGACCCCCGUGCCUGGUUGGAGUUUGCGGGUAAUUCUGUUCUGUCAAAGAUCCACGAGCGCAACCGCAAAUGGUCCUGGGACUACUUCCGUGAGCGACGCGACGACCGAAAACGAUACAUCGAAUUGUUCAAAAAGAGGAAGCAAGGCCACCAGAUGUCGAGCGACGAAACAGAUGCCAUCAAUAGUCUGGAGUGGAAGCUCACAUACGAAGACUUGCGAUUUUGGAGAUCUCUAGCUCGUAACCAGCUGAAGAAGGAGAACGCCGAAGCUCUCAAGAACCAGCCACAACAACCCCAACAGCAGCAAGGUUGGAUAUCGUGGGUGUGGGGUUCGAAACCCCAGGAAACGAUUGAGCACAAUGAGGAGAAUACUCAAAUGACCGAAGAGCAACGGCAGGAACUCUACGAGGCCAUUGACUGGGACGAAAAGAACGCUAUUGCGGAUGAAGUUGACAUGCCUCGUGAAGCCAUCAAGAUGUGUAUCGAAACAUCCCUCAGCACUGGUAGUUUCACCCUGAAGAAGAGCCCGCAUGACAAUGCUGCGGAUCUUCUUAGUUUACACUUUGACGUGUUCAAGGCCAAGGCGCUGCAGAGGAAAGAUUCGAUGCUCGCAAAUGUUAGCCUUGGUGGUCUUCGUGUCAACGAUGGCACCACGCCGGACUCUGUCUAUCCCGAGAUUGUGCGAGUCAAGGAUGCGCCCACCAACAAUCAGCGUAAGCGACUGUCACUGGCCGAACUUGAACAACCCGAGGAAGACCCCUUCUUCCAGUUCGAAUUCGAGCAGAACCCAAUUGAGCGGGAGGGCGAUAUUGCUAUUGUUGGAAAGAUGAAGCCCCUCGAGGUCAUCUGGAACCCCAACUUCGUCGUUGGUAUUGCCGACUUCUUCAGACCUCCCGAGCGACACAUGGAGUCUAUUACUGCCCUCAUGGAAAGCGCUGGUGCAACUGUCGAGAGUAUUCGUGAACAAACUCGAGCCGGCCUUGAGUUUGCAUUGGAGGAGCACAAGACCAUCAACGCUGAGCUAGAUCUGCAAGCGCCUCUGAUCAUCGUACCUGUCAGCAUCACCACGGAAAACUCUACCUGUCUUAUUGUGGAUGCAGGUCACAUCCACGUCAACAGUGAAUUGGUCGACCAGGGCACAAUGAAGGAGAUUCAAUCCAAACAAAAGCAGACAUACAGCGAUGAAGAUCUCAAGAAACUCGAGUCUGUCAUGUACGACAAGUUUAUUGUCAAACUGACAUCUACUCAAGUUCUCAUCGGACCCUCUGUUGACGAGACCAAGGCUCAAUUGGUUGAGAAGAGCGACGAGGCUCAUCUUCAUGUUGUUGAACAGAUCAAUGUCGACUUUGUCGUCGAAACAUCCAUCCUACCGAAGGCGCCCAACCUGACCAAGUUCAAGGUCUCAGGACAUCUUCCAAUGCUUCAUGCGACAGUUUCUGACACCAAGUAUAAGAACUUGAUGAAGGUCAUUGAUGUGGCCAUUCCCAAGUUUAGUGCAACUUCGGCGCAGAAGAUUGAGCAACACAAGGAAGCUUCUCGUCCUCGCCUAAAGAGCAAUUCGUCCAACCGAUCUAGAAGAAAAUCUCAACGGGAGCGAAGACAGUCCACACCAUUCCCAUUCAUGCAAUCCGAGACCGCAGUCGUUCUUGACGAUAUGGAUGAAGAUGAUGAUGACUUUGAAGACGCGACAGACGGAGGUGAUUCCGAGCAACUCAAGGUCCAGCAACGCAUCUUUGAGUUCAAGUUCAAGGUCGACACACUCAAAGGUUCGCUUUACCGAAGCGACCCAGAUGGACAGAAGCCUGAUGCGCUGCUGGUUGAGCUGGUUGCUGAGCGAUUCGACUUGGAGUUCUACACCAGACCUUUUGACAUGGUUGCGGAUGUUUCACUUGGUUCAGUCACGGUCGACGACUUUGUGGACAACCCUUCGGCCGAGUUCAAGUCAAUUAUCUCAUCUGGGGACAGUGAAGAUCUCAAGGAAGGCCGCAGUCUGGUCCACGUCAAAUUUGUCAAAGUCAAUCCCGCUUCCCCCGAGUUCAUGCCUGUCUACGAGGGUGUCGAAACCAAUAUUAAUGCGGUUGUCUCUACAAUCAAUUUGAUCGUUACCCGGAAGACACUACUUACUCUGCUCGACUUUAUUCUUAUCACGUUUACAAACAAUAACAACGACAACCAGUCAAACAACAACAAGGCGAUAUUGGACAAUGAUGAUGAUGACGCCGAGAGUAUCAACACUGCAGUCGCAGUUGCUAAUGAGCCUCAAUCAGCCUCCAGUAACGGGUCUAUCCGAGUCAAGGUUGACUUGAAGAGUAUCAGGCUGAUCCUCAACAACGAUGGCAUUCGCCUUGCUACACUGUCAUUUAACAAGGCUGACGCCGGUAUCUUCCUGCGCGGAAAUACGAUGCGCAUCUCAGCCAAGCUUGGUGAUCUUUCACUCGUUGACGACGUUAACCUCGGUGUCUCGGAGGAUUCCCAUCUUCGACAACUCGUCACCAUCCAAGGAGAUGAUCUGGCCGAUUUCCGCUACGAGACAUUUGACGCUAGCAACCCCAAGGCAUACCCGGGAUACGACAGCUCUGUCUUCCUUCGUGCUGGUUCCGUCAAGGUGAACUUUAUCGAAGAACCGUUCCGCAAGAUCGUUGACUUUUUGGUCAAAUUUGGAAAGAUGCAGGCUCUGUACAACGCUGCUCGCCAGGCUGCUAUGAACCAGGCCAAUCAAUUGCAGCAGAGCCCCAGUCGCUUCAAGUUUGACGUUGUUGUCAAUACUCCCAUUGUUGUCUUCCCUCGUGUGCAACAGCCAGGGCAAACUGAGAGAGAUGUUAUCACUGCCUACCUUGGUGAAAUCUACGCCCAGAACAAGUUCACCCCUCUUGAUGACAGCGAGAAUUCUGACAUCGCUAUGAAGUUGUCAGCUGGUAUCCGCAAGAUCAAGCUCACUUCAGACUUCCACUACUCUGGAGGAGUCUCGGAGGAGCUCGAAAUGAUCGAUCACGUCGACCUCGGUUUUAAUAUUACAUACGCUGAGCACAAACAUGGUGCCAAGAGACCCGAGACCGAGAUUGAAGGUACCAUGUCUGACUUCAAUCUGCGGCUCACACAAUACCAAGUCAAGUUCCUCUUGGAAAUCUCAAAGUCGGUGCCUGCAGCCUUUGCUGGCGAAGGUGGCGAUAAGGAGGAGGAAGCUGCUAAGGCUGUUGACGAAGGUACUCUGCAACGCGCCCGAACUGCCAAUUUUGAAGAUAAAUCUGCCGACGAGAGGACGUUGGUAGACCUUGGCCCCGAACUUGGAUCACUUGGUCAAGAAUGGACUAAACUUGAUCUUGUCUUCCGUGUCAACACCAUUGGUCUUGAGCUUAUCAAUGCGGAAGAAAAUGAGCCUGUUCACGAUAUUGCCAAGUCUAGCUUGUCGCGAUUCUCACUCGAUGAUACCAAGGUCAAGACAAGAAUGCUCUCAGAUAGUUCUCUGGAGGCAGAGCUGCUCAUUCGAUCAUUUACAAUUUACGACAGUCGACCACGCGACACUAACAAGUUCCGUCGCAUCAUGUCGUCUAUGAACAAGGAUGUGCAACAGCUCAUGGCCAGUGUCACGAUAUCAGGUGGUAAGGAAAAGAGCUUGAUAGCUAUGGCGACCAUGGACAGUCCGCGGGUCAUCUUUGCGCUCGAUUAUCUAUUCUCGCUUCAGAAGUUUGCUGUCGAGGCGCUUGCUGUUGACGAGAGUAGCCCGAUGGACGAUGAAAGCAUCAUGGACAACACACCCGAUGAGUCGGAUACUGAUUCCAUGCAAGUGACUCUGGCUGGUGGCGCUUCCAGACCUCGAUCAGAGCUCUCGCGACGCCAAAGCGAGGACGUGUCCAAACAAGGAGACAGCAAACAAGAGCCCGCCAUGAGCAUUGCGUUCCGAGUCAACUUGGUUGAUGCGCAAGUCAUUCUGAUUGCCAAUCCUCUGACAUCCAGCUCCGAGGCAGUCGUACUGUCUAUCCGACAAAUGCUUCUUUCACAACAGCAUGCUUUGACAUUCCAGAUUUCCGAAAUUGGAAUGUUCUUGUGCCGAAUGGACAAGUUUGAGACCUCUCGCCUUCGCAUCAUUGACGACUUUUCAGUUCAAUUGAGCAUGGACGGUUCCAAGCCUCAGACCACUGACAUACAUGUCGAUAUCGAGCCUCUUGUCUUGCGUCUGUCGCUGCGCGACAUCCUUCUUGUGCUUCAAAUUGUUAGCAAAGCAAGUGAGUUGUCUGGCAACGAGCCUAAGCAGCAAGUCAAGGAAACCCCUGCCGAACAGAAAGCGCGCGAGCUCCGAAAUGCCGGUAUGAAGCAACGCUCUGCCAGCGGUCGAGGUCAGUCUACCAUCGCUGGUAGAAGCAAGGUGACAGCAACCAGUCACGCUGUCACUCAAGGUGCCGAUACCAGAGGUGGCAAAUCACCGGAGCAAGUGGCUCGGCAGAAUUUUGAGACCCUUUCCGCAACAGUGGAGGGCAUUCGUGUUGUCCUUAUCGGAGAUGUACACGAACUUCCCAUUCUGGAUAUUGGCAUUAAGAACUUUACAGCAUCUGCCGAGAACUGGUCUUCGAACCUCAAGGCCGAGACUGCUAUUGACCUGUACUCCAACGUCUACAAUUUCGCCAAGUCUAGCUGGGAGCCUCUCCUUGAGCCAUGGCAAGUUGGUUUCGGUGUCGCCAAGGAUCCUGUCUCGGGACUAAUGUCAAUUGACGUUGCCUCGAAGAAGGUCUUUGACGUGACUGUCACAACAGCAUCAAUCGCUCUGGCUUCCAAGUCAUUCCAGUUCUUGACAUCUGAUGAAGAUGUACUGGACAAGCCCCGUGGUGUUGAAGCACCAUACCGCAUCAGGAACUACACAGGCUUCGAUGUUCUCGUUCACUCUAAGAGCCCAACCAGCGAGGAGCCUAUUAACCUUCGAUUGGAAGAUGGUCAGGAAGCGCCUUGGAGCUUUGAGCAUUGGGAAAAGAUGCGUGAGAACUUGCUCACCGAGUCAAACCAGAACAAUGUCUCCAUUUCUUUGGAAGGCAGUGGUUUUGAUCCUGUCAAGAAUGUUAGACUCAACCGAGAGGGCGAGUAUCUGUACGGUCUACGUCCCAAGGCCGAUGAUGUUCUCCAUCGUCUUUGCGUUGAUGUCGAGUUGGGUACCGACAACAUUAAAUAUGUGACAUUCCGCUCUCCACUGCACGUGGAAAAUGCCACCGAGAUUCCCGUCGAAUUGGGUAUUUACGAUGCACAGGAUGGCCAUCUUCUCAAGAUCGAAAAGAUUGCGCCUGGUGACUCUCGACCCGCUCCGGUCGGCGCUGUAUUUGAGAAGCGUGUACUUAUUCGACCCGACAGUGGCUUUGGCUACCAAUGGAGCAACGACCAACUGUACUGGAGAGAUUUGCUCAAGAGGCCUACCAAGCAGGUGGUCUGUAAGGGAGAGAAUGGCGACCCGUUCUACUUUCAAGUACAUGCCCGUUUUGACAAGGCUAACCCACUGACCAAACACUACCCAUACAUGAAGAUCAAGCUCUCCGCACCCGUGACCCUCGAGAAUUUGUUGCCCUACGACUUCAAGUAUCGCAUAUAUGAUAAGGCGACCAAGAAGGAUUGGACCAACUUUUUGCGAAAGGGUGGCGUCAGCCCGGUUCAUGUUGUUGAGCUCUCACACUUGCUUCUCCUUAGUAUCGAUAUGCAAGAUACAGUGUUCAAGGCGAGCGACUUUUCCAUCAUCAACCCGGGCAACAACGAAGAUUUCCGCAAGGAGGGCAGGAUUGUCGUCAAGGACGAUCAGGGACUACCACUACACCUGUCGCUGCACUACCACAAGAUCCCCAACAGCGGUGGUGCAUUCAAGGUCACUGUGUACAGUCCUUAUGUUGUCUUGAACAAGACCGGCGUGGAUGUUCGAGUGCGUGCUAAGAGCUUCCUCCAACAAGCCAAGGCGGCAGCAGGUCAAUUCCCUCUGAUGGACACGUCAAACCAAGACCGUCCCAAGGCUUUACCUUUUAUGUUCUCUUUUGGCAAUGAUGAUCACCGCAACCGAGCCCUUCUCAAGAUUGCUGACUCUGAAUGGAGCAGGCCUCAGAGUUUUGAGGCCAUUGGAAGUACUACCGAGGUUGUGCUGAACUCGGCGACGAAAGACAAGGAGAUCCACGUUGGUGUGACUGUCGAAUCGGGCCAAGGCAAGUACAAGCUCACCAAGGUUGUGACGCUUGCACCUCGAUUCGUUCUGCACAACAAGAUGGAAGGAGAGAUUCUUGUCCGAGAGUCUAGUUCCUCUGGCUAUCUCACCCUGAACGAUGGUGCCCUCCAGCCUUUGCACUUUAUGCAAAAGUCAAAGGUGAAGCAGUUGUGUUUGUGUUAUCCUGACGUGAACAGCCAGUGGACUUCGCCUUUCAACAUUGCGGAUAUUGGUACGCACUAUGUCAAGAUUGCUAAGCCUGGACAGCGCCAGAACCUUGUCAAGGUGGAAGUUCUUAUGGAGCACUCCACUGUCUUUGUGAACUUCAGCAUGGAGACAAAGAGCUGGCCCUACUCUGUGCGCAACGAGAGUGACAUUGAGUUUAUGUUCUGGCAGGCCAACCCCAAUAUUGAUGAGGAAGUCGAAGAUCGCAGUGGCUGGAGACAGAUCCGCUAUCGUCUUCCACCACGAAGCGUCAUGCCCUAUGCAUGGGACUUCCCUGCCGCCAAGUUCCGUGAGAUCAUUAUCUCUGCGAAUGGCAAGGAACGACAUGUCAAGCUGGCUGAGAUUGGUAACCAGAUUCCGAUGAAGUUUACCACAUCCACUGGCAACCAGAAGAUUGUCGACAUCAAUGUUGCUGCCGAUGGACCGAAGCAGACGCUGAUUCUCAGCAACUUCCGCGCCAGCAAGAGUAUGUACAAGCCAAAGGCGCUGUCAAGAACCAACACCGGCCUCGAAGCUUUCGAAGUCAAGGAUCAAGAUACUGGUGCAACUUUCCGCGCCCAGCUUAAGCUGGCCGGUAUUGGUGUUUCUCUCGUCAACGCUCAGAUGAAGGAGCUUGCCUACUUGACAUUCCGAGACGUACAACUGCGAUACAGUGAUUCUCCAUUGAUCCAGACCAUCUCCAUGGCCAUCAAAUGGAUACAGAUCGAUAACCAAUUGUAUGGUGGUAUUUUCCCCAUGAUUCUCUACCCGACUGUCGUGCCGAAGAAGGCGCAAGAGGUGGAGGCUCACCCAUCGCUCCAUGCCAUGGUCAGCCGUGUCAAGGAUGACUCGUAUGGUGUGCUUUACGUCAAGUACGCAACAAUUCUACUACAGGAAAUGUCAGUUGAGCUUGAUGAAGAUUUUGUCUUUGCUCUUCUUGACUUUACCAAUGUUCCAGGCGCUAGCUGGACAGAGGUUGACGAGUCAGGCAAGCUGUGCGACGAGGAUCUCGAUAUUCCAGAGCCAUCAGGCCUACAGGCUGGAACAGACAUUUACUUCGAGGUGCUCAACAUCCAACCCAUGCAGCUUAACCUCAGUUUCAUGAGGACGGAACGAGUCAACGCCGAGGACAAGGCAUCAUCUCACAACCCCAUCAUGUUUUUCCUCAACGUCAUGACCAUGGCUGUUGGAAACGUCAAUGAAGCGCCACUCAAGUUUAACGCGCUCAUCCUUGACAACGUGAGGGUGACCACGGCGGUACUCAUUCAGAAUUUCUCUAGUCACUACAGCCAAGAAGUUAUGUAUCAGAUUCACAAGAUUCUUGGAUCUGCUGAUUUCCUCGGCAACCCUGUGGGUCUGUUCAAUAGCAUCUCGUCGGGUGUAACGGAUGUGUUCUACGAGCCGUACCAGGGCUUGAUCUUGUCAGAUAAGCCAGAAGAGUUUGGCUUGGGUAUUGCCAAGGGUGCUGCCUCGUUUGCGAAGAAGACAGUCUUUGGCUUCAGCGACAGUUUCUCCAAGUUUACAGGCAGUCUCAGUAAGGGACUUGCUGCAGCAUCGCUAGACAAGCAGUUUCAAGACCGCCGACGUAUCACAAGAGCUCGCAACAAGCCAAAGCACGCCUUGUACGGUGUCACUGCUGGCGCCAACAGCUUCAUCACCAGUGUCGCAUCGGGUGUAGGAGGUCUUGCGCGCAAACCUUUGGAAGGCGCCGAAACAGAGGGUGCUCUGGGAUUCUUCAAGGGUGUCGGUAAGGGCUUUAUUGGACUGGCUACCAAGCCUGCCGUCGGAGUACUAGACAUGGCCAGCAAUGUCAGUGAGGGUAUCCGCAAUACAACAACCGUGUUUGACCAAGAUGGAUUGGAUCGCACACGAUACCCACGAUACAUCCCACAAGAUGGCAUUGUGCGCCCGUACAACCCCCGGGAAGCUCUCGGCCAAUAUUGGCUUAAGCAAGUGGACAACGGAAGAUACUUUGACGAACAGUACAUUGGACAUUUGGAGCUACCAAAGGAGGAUAUGGUCGUUAUGAUCACUUAUGCUCGUAUCUUGCUUAUCCGAUCACGACGUCUUACCAGCGAGUGGGACGUGCCACUGAAGGACGUCCAGACUAUUGCUAAGGAGAGGACUGGCGUGAGUUUGUCGCUAAGAGGAGGAGCAAAUGGACCUUUUAUCCCGAUUGGAGAAGGUAGUGAGAGAGGGUUCCUCUAUAAGAUGAUUGGUGUUGCGGUGGAAGAGUUUAACAGGAGGUUUAGGAGCGGAGAGUAA